This is a messenger RNA of Porites lobata, 1905 nucleotides long. Lineage: Eukaryota; Metazoa; Cnidaria; Anthozoa; Scleractinia; Poritidae. The record is from the annotation of a GenBank genome assembly.
UGCAGGGGAGACGAGCGGUCAGCGCGACCAUCAUCAUCAUCAUCAUCUCGAUUAGGGUGGUAAAAGCCGGUUAGCCGGAUAUAAGGGCCACUCGCGGUUUCUAAAUUACCGUGAAGUUUGUAGGUGUGAACCAACUUACAUGCGUUUAGCUGCUUUCGUUACCACGUAUGUAGGCUAAUCAAAUUCCUCUUUCCUGGAAUCUAGCUGCCAAGCAAUCCCUCUCUUUACUUUUUUCGUACACAGUUUAGAAUGGCAUCAAAUCACUAUGAGAUGAAAGUGCAUUUACAGACGUCGUCAUGUUCUUUAGAUAUUAGCCAAUUAUGUCGAUAGCAUAGUUAUUCACUGUUUUUCUGACCCUUAAAACUUUUUUUCAAAGUAUUUCCAAAACGCUCUGAAAAAAUCGUUCAAAUGUUACCAUAAACGAGGCAGCCAAGCGAGGUACAAGCCCCCUUAAGCGAUUUGUGAAAAAAAAAAACGCAUGAUACCCAGAAAUACAAAGCAAGUAAAAAAAGUAAUGACAUCGUUACGCUACCAUGGCAACUCCGAUGUCAUUGAAACAUGGAUCGUAGUAAAUUUGUAGCUAUGGUAAACUUUUUCAGAUAUAUUUGUUAAUGGCGACGUAGUAAAUGCUCAAACUUGGGAGGUAAGUAUCCCUCGAAAAAUCCAGUCAAGCCACCUUAACCUGAGAAAAGAAUUAAUCGCCUUUUUUUCAGCUUGCAAACCUGUUUCAUACUGAAAUUGGUAAAUUUGACGAUUAUUUAGCUCUUAUUAACCGAGCGGGAGGUCUGUAUGGGAGAAUCUUGACCUCGGUCGCCAGUACAGACCGAACGCAGUGAGGUCUGUACCAGCGACCGAGGUCAAGAUUCUCCCAUACAGACCGACCUAGCUCGGUUAAUAAGAUGUUUAUUAUAUGGCCAAACAAGAAAGCAAGGGAACAAAAACAUAAAUAAUUUUAUUUGGUUCCCUGCGCAGGCUCAAGUAUUUAGCUGGCUUUCUUCUGUCACUAGUCUCCAGUCCAAACGGGACUAAAAUAACUGUUCAAAGUCCAGCUUUGUGUACACUUUGUACAACACGAAAGCCGAGGAGGGUCUUCCGACUUCCAACAUCCAACCUCCAACUUCCGACUUCUGAUUUCCGACUUCCAACUUCCGUAGCAAUGAAAGGCGGUGAUAGGCCUACACGACUUUUACCUUAUGCUAAAAUGCUGCUUGUUCCAAAAACGUUUUUUUCCCUUCUGCUGGGUAGAUUACGCUCUAGAAGGUUCUGGUUAAGCCGCCUAUUUCACACUGAGAGGUCAUGGCAUACAUAUCGAUUUACUGUGGUUGUUGUUUCUGGUCGGCAGGAUAUUUGCCCUCUGAUGCAAGAGCAUGUUCUUUAAAGCUUUUUAUUACGGCCGAGUACUGGCUUUAAUUUCCUCCAAAGUGCCUUCUGGACCUGAAUAACUAUAUGACUGUUUUUAGUCCGUGAAUAUGCAAUGCUGUAUCACGCUGGGCCCAGCUCGUUAGUUUUCUUUGCAGGAUGUUAAAUUAUCACGGAUAGUCAUUUACAGAUCCAAAGUGAUAAGAAUGAAGUGCAGCUUAAAAUGAAGCUGCAUCAACUAUGGCGAAUGCAUUGCGACUCAGUAGAUUCCAGCUUAGUGUUUUUCUAAAGAAAAUGCGAUUCUUCAUCAGUUGCCUGACUGGCUCUGUGCUUAGUUGCCUUUAUAAGAGCAACUUUAGUUGUUUUCUUUUGUGGCUAGAACGGUACAGCCGUUCUUUCUACUGAGCCUUGACCUUGAGCAUUAAUACCCGCGUGGCUGAUCGAGCGGCAGUCGAGCCUGCCAGAGGAGUCAAGUCGGAAGUCGGAAGUUAGAAGCUUAAGUGGGAAGUCGGAAGUUGGAAAUCGGAAGUCAGAAGUCGGAAGACC